Messenger RNA from Achroia grisella, 2671 nucleotides. RefSeq names its product nonsense-mediated mRNA decay factor SMG8. Gene Ontology annotation, biological process: nuclear-transcribed mRNA catabolic process, nonsense-mediated decay. Lineage: Eukaryota; Metazoa; Arthropoda; Insecta; Lepidoptera; Pyralidae. The coding region runs from base 110 to 2632 and encodes 840 amino acids. The transcript is spliced from 13 exons. The record is from RefSeq and is a predicted model, not a curated record.
AUUAAAAUUUUUCUAAUAAAUAAAUAAAAUAAUAAUAAUUUUUGUAAUUGUAUUUUAAUCAUUCAAGUAUCAAAGUAUAAUAUAUACUUUUAUGUAGUCCAGUAGAAGUAUGAAGAGAUUUAAUAUAAGAGAUAUACCGGAAUUUUCCAAAAAAGAGCGAAUUGUGGUUGUGGGUGUAAUUGGAAAAUCUCCAUAUCGGUACCCUAAUAAAACGACCCCACUUUUGCCUUCAGUUAAAUAUGAUGAGAAUGGUAUUGAAUGUCAUUGGGAUGAACAAAGUGGUGUGCUAUAUCUACAUGCCAUCACAUAUCUUGACACACAACGGCUCGCUGCCUUGACAGAAACUCUCGACGAAAACUCUAAGACCACAGAGAAAGAUGCAGAUGCUGCACACUGGCUGGUAGCUUCGGGGGAACUUGCUGCGGAUUCCUGCAAAGAUAUAGCUUUGCUGUUCCAUCUUUGUCACAUUGUGGUGCUCUCUUCACCAACUUCAGUGUUUGAUCUUGGUUACUUGCAGUUGUUUAAAGCUAUUGAUGCAUAUAGAAAUGAAUUAUCUGAACAUGCAGCUACGUCUCUCGUUGACAACCACCUUGGGGGUGCUUGGGAAACCCACGGGCGCUCGUGUUGUCCGCGCUUGUUGUUUCACUUCCGGCGAGCUCCAACGCCGCUGCGAGGUGCCCCAGCAGCACUCAAGAGGUUGGAGCAUGCUGUAGAGGACCAAUUGUACUUUAUAUUGCGAAAAGCGAGGAUCAUUACUAAUGUUUGCGCAAAAUCGCUUUUUGCAAUACCUAAAAACGAAGAGUUCGUGUACAUGAAUGCGGAUGAGAGUGCGGCCGGUGCGCGCGAUGUGAGCACAUUACUGCGCGGCUUGCUGCAGCGCUGCGGAGCGCACGUGGCCGCACCAGUACGAACGAACGCGCAGCGGCCAACCUUCAAGCAGUUCCUGCAGGCGCACAUAGACCUCGCCUUCGCGGAGGGCUUCGACGAUAACGUCGGAAAAUAUGCAAUGAGCACAUCGUUUUUUGAGCUCCCGAGUGCGUCAUCAUGGCGGAAGGCUGCACAAAUACUAGCGCCGCUGUAUGCAGGCGAGGCGGAGCCCGAGCGCGAGUCUUCAGGCUUCGACACGGGGCCCGGAGCGCUGUAUGACGCUCUAGCCACCGACGUUAGGUUUUCUCAGGCUCGUUGUGCUAAGGUGCUGCCUAUAGCGCAGGCGUCAUAUACGGAAGGACUACCUGCGCACUAUUCUAGUCAACACCACGCGCACAAGGCGGGCGCGGCGCUGUCGGUGCUGUCGCAGAUGGCCCGUGGUCCGCUGGCGGCGGCUGCCCGCGCUCGCCUGUCGUCGUCGUGCGCCGCCACGUGGCGCGCCCGCAGCCUGUGCGAGGCGCCGUCGCUCACCCACCACCCCUGCGUGCUGCCCGAACACGACGGCAGCGUGGAGCACUCGUCGGGCGUGCGGUACGUGUCUGCGUGCAACUGCGGCCGCACCAAGUGCUCCCGGGACGACCCCUACACGGUGCGCCAGGCCAACCACGGCUUCUACCGGCUGGCCGCCGAGGACUGCGUCGGCUGCGACGCGCUGCAGUCCAUUGAGUUCCCGGUCUUUCAACCUUCCACGCCUACUUACAAAGUGGCGUUAGUGAAGUCAAGUCCAGAAGCGACAGCUGAGGGCGGAACGACAUCACCGCCGGAUGCUCCGGAACCGGACGGCGGCGAGCCGGACGUCCCGGACGGCUCGGACGGCUGGUCCGAACCGGACGCGCUCUCUCCAGGCGAAGCUCGCGACGAAGACGACGACGACCGGUCCUCGGCGUCAGAGAAAUACGUGGUGCCAGUACGCGGAGAUAUCACAUGUGAAAAGACGAUAACCCGUCAACCCUCGACCACGGAGUAUCUGCCGGGUAUGCUGCACACCGGUAGCCCGGCGGGCCUGCUGCCCGCGUUCUCCAGCUGGAGCCUGGUGUGCCUGGGGCCGUCCUCACUAUACUCGCAUAGCCAGGGUCUCCCCGAACAUCUGCAACCUGGAUUCCUUCCGCACACUAACUAUUUACUGCCCUGGGACUGCGCUGUACGUAUGGAGCAGGCGAGCGCGUGGCGGACGGCGGCGGCUGGAGGCGGCCGCGGGCGCGGCAAGCCGGCCGGCCCCCACCACCUCACCGUCAAGAUAUUCAUCGGCUUCGAGUACGAGUGCCCCCGCGGACACAGGUUCAUGAUGUCGUCGCCGGAGAGCGUGGUGAGCGGCGGCGGGGGGGCGGCGGGGGCGGCGGGGGCGGCGGGGGCGCGGCUGGCGGCGGCGGACAUGCCGGUGCACGGCGCGUGCGUGUGCCGCGGCGCCGCCCCGCGCCCCGCGCAGCUCGCGCGGCUGCACGUCGUCACGCCCAAGGCGCCCGUGCACGUCACGCUGCACCCCAAGGUGCAACCGGUGGCGGGCGGGCCGAUCUUCGUGCCGCAGCCCGAGGGCUCCCCGGCCAUUAAGCUGUCAGGCUCCGCAUACUGGGUGCUGCGGCUGCCGUACAUGUACUGCGACGAGCGGGGCUGCCUGCCGCGCCCGCGCCCCCGCCCCCCGCACCCGCACGCCGCCCCGCACCGCUCCGGCAUGCUCAUAGCACCAGUCUUCGGCUUACAGGACUGAUGACCCACCCAAUGCCCUAAUGAUAAAAUACAAUCUCGA